This is a messenger RNA of Erythranthe guttata (spotted monkey flower), 2610 nucleotides long. RefSeq names its product N-acetylglucosaminyl transferase component family protein / Gpi1 family protein. The record is from RefSeq and is a predicted model, not a curated record. NCBI's taxonomy places the organism in Eukaryota, Viridiplantae, Streptophyta, Magnoliopsida, Lamiales, Phrymaceae. Gene Ontology annotation, cellular component: membrane. Gene Ontology annotation, biological process: GPI anchor biosynthetic process.
UAUGUUCCUCGUAAAAUAAAAAAUAAAAUAAAAAAUACGUAUGCUAGACUCGGGUUUGACGGCCCUCGAUCCGCUAUUGGCCGCCGGCAAUACUCGCAGCAAAAUCACGCCGAUCUCAAGUUUCUAGGUUUUGCGGCGGAUGAGGGGUAAUUGAUUGAGCUUGCAGAAAUGGGAAGAAGACGAAAGAAGUGUAGGCUUUGGUGGCCGAAUAAUCUCUUCUCCCAAACUCCGCCUAAUUCCAGUUUUUUGUUCGGGUGGUUUUUUCCCUCAUCGGAAGUUUCACUCGAUGUUGUCGUGGCUUUUGCCUCCGACGAAUCGAAAAUUACUUCCUCGAUGAAUCGCCGUGCUGAUCUUCAGGAAACCCUUCAGAGGAUAAAUGAGAAAAUGCCUUCACUUCUUCAAGAUAAGAGCAAAUUCUCUGUGCUGGGAUAUUUGGAAGGAGGUGUUAGUGGCAACAGCCAGUUCGUCGGAAGUGGAAAUGAUAAAAAUAAAUCCGUCAACUUAACUGGUGAUGAAUAUCAAAAUACACGCAAGAGUAAUCAUCGAAGUGGGAGUCGUGGAUGCUCCAAACAUGAUGUGGUAUUAGAACAAUGUAAACAUGUUGCUCUAGAAAACAUGUGGCUAGAGCUUGUAUUCGGUUUUUCUGAAACAUUGGAUGGGAGAGUCAUUGUCAUCCCCAAAUUGGAUCAUCUACAUUUGAACAGUGAAAGAAUAUCGCAUCUAGAUCUCCACGUAAUAUUUUAUGAAGUACCCACUUUUGGUCUUCACCACUAUUCCCUGGCUACUCGUAGUUCAUCCAACCUAGUGGCAUCUCCUUGCAAGAAACCGAAGUGGUUUGACGACCUUCACCAAAGAGAUGCACUGCCUGACUUGGAUAGCGUCAUCCAGGCAAUUAACAGCGCGAAUGCAGCUCAAGUGUUGUUUCAUGGACAUCGUCAUGCUGAGCAUGGUCUUCAGUUCUUCAUUGUUUACAUGUUCUCCUUCACAUCGCAACUAUUUGCUGUAUUUGUCGCUUCACUCUCGACUGCCAUUUACGUUGUUCUUCAGUCUUCCAGUAUUCUUUUUAGUUGGUUAUCCCACACAUAUAUAGAUGUCAUAUUGGCCAAAGUAUUUAAUAGUACCGUAAAGAAUAUUCAAUUCCGCUGCUGUCAACUCUUGUAUUGGCCUAUCUUUCUCCAGGAUCAUAGUCUAAGGAGUUGGUCAUCUGUUGAGUUCGCAGAGAAAGCUGCACUACACAAGCACUUAAUAUGGUCAAAUGUUUUGGUUGAUGUUCUUCUAGGAAAUCUUUUUGGCAUUCCCCUAUGGUUUAUGGCAGAACCUACGUGGUUAUGGGUUACGAAUUUUGCUCAUGACUUCACAAACGUUUGGUUACGUUCUGGGUGUGUAUGGCUGAUGGGCAAUCCAGCUGGUUUUAAGUUGAAUACCGAGCUAGCAGGAGUUCUUGGCAUGAUUUCUCUUAACGCCAUUCAAAUUUGGUCUACACUUUGGGUUUUUAUGGGUUUUCUCUUUCCUUAUUUCACCAAAGGACUUGCUCUGUGUGGGAUUAUUUUUGGUUUAACUUCAGCGGCAGCUCUAAUCGUCGACAUAAUUUCACUAGUAACUAUGCAUGUUUUGGCUCUUCAUUUAUUUCUUUCACUUCUCUAUUCGACUCAGAUACAGGCGGUAUCAGCUUUGUGGCGCCUUUUCAGGGGUAUAAAGGGUAAUCCUCUGCGCCACAGAUUGGAUAGCUAUGAUUUUACAGUUGAGCAACAUGUAGUGGGCUCUCUCCUAUUCACCCCAAUUUUACUUCUACUACCAACAACAUCCGCAUUCUAUAUCUUUUUCACCAUUUUGCACACAUCUGUGAGCUUUAUGUGCAUAGUUGUCGAGGCUGCUAUAUCUUUUAUCCACGCCACUACAUAUGCUAAAGUCUUCCUUUGGUUGAAAACGAGAAAAAGAUUCCCAUCUGGUGUAUGGUUUGAAGUUGCAUCAUGUCAAAUUUCGGAUACUGAAGCUGUUAAUGGCAGUAACUCCUCCCCUGGGGAGGUGCAAAAAACAGAUUACGGAAGUAGCAGUAGCAAAUCCACUAUUUUGGUUUCAUUUCUGCAAAGCAAUUAUUUGAACUUAGGAGAGGUAGCCUGGCCAGAAAACAGAAACUUGUCGUAUUCAAGUUUGUCUAAGUCAUCUAUUGGCUCAUCAGCUUACGGGCUUCUCAUUGGAAAAAGCACUCUAUAUGCUCCCGGGCCUAGUUUCCCUAUGAAAUUGCCGUGGAUAGUAAUACCCUGGAAAGAACAUUGGCGCCUCUGCCGUGAUGCAGUUUAUGCAUGCAGGGAAUAUCCGUUUAGUAAUUCACGUCAAUGACGAAAUAUCGGUUCUUGAUUUUUUCGCCACUUCUUUGAAUGUCGGAUUUUUUUUUUGUUCAUAUUGGUUUUGAUAUGUAAACCCUUGUUUCAAAUCCCCCCAUUCAGAUGCAGCAUCAGUUUAGUUAGAAUUCAUCUUAACAUAUAUUAGCAAAAAUAUUAAUUAGUAUCAGAAUUCAGAAUCAUAUAAAUAUACACGAUGAUCACUGUCCCUAUCAUGUAUUUGUCUGACAAAACCAUUGCUGUAAUAAUAUAUCAAAUGCUUGCUUUU